UUCACGUCCUUGAAAUGCGAGGAUCUCUCAUCUUAGGAACCCUAGAAACCCUAGAAACCCAAUCGGAGAUCUCGCGAUGAUGCGGUCACCGAACCCGGCACCGGCGGCAGUGGCGGCGGCGGAGGACGAUGGGCACCACCGGGUAUCGGCGCCGGGGGCAAGGAGGAAGGGAACGGCGAGCAGGGCGUGGCUGGUGGUGGCGGCUAGCGGAGCCUCGUACCUCGAGGAGGUUGGAAAGCACUCAAUCAUGCGGCGGACGGGGCUCCCAGCGCGCGAUCUCAGAGUCCUUGAUCCGUUGCUCUCGUACCCGUCCACGAUUCUGGGAAGAGAGAGGGCGAUCGUGAUCAAUCUGGAGCAUAUCAAGGCUAUUAUCACUGCUAAUGAGGUUUUGGUACCGAAUUCGAAGGAGCCUUCGGUGGUUCCUUUCGUUCAGGAACUUCAGGCCCGGACCUCGAGUCCUCAUCAGCCGCCGUCGGAGCAGGCUGCGGAGUCCAGUGACAUGGAUGGAGAGAAUAGGAUGAAGGCUGUUGUAUCAUCUCCUAAUCAGAGUGGUGUAGGGGGACAACAAAGUGGGAGUCCCAACCAGUAUCUAGCAUCAACAACUGGAAAUGUUGAAAUGGCAGAAGGUAGCCCAAGGCCUCCAUUGGACUUAUGCAAAAAUGGUGUCACUAAAGUAUUACCUUUUGAGUUCAGAGCACUUGAAGUCUGUCUUGAAUCUGCUUGCAGAUGCCUUGAAUCUGAGACAUCAACAUUGGAACAAGAGGCGUAUCCAGCUUUGGAUGAGUUAACUUCUAAAAUCAGCACACUGAACCUUGAGCGUGUUAGACAAAUAAAGAGUCGUUUGGUUGCUAUUUCUGGCCGUGUACAGAAGGUUAGAGAUGAACUUGAACAUCUACUAGAUGAUGACAUGGAUAUGGCUGAGAUGUACUUGACAGACAAGCUUGUUCGCCAACCAGUUGGUGAAACCUCGUCAAGAGUUGAGUUAGACAAUGAUGUAUUCGAAGUGGGUGAGGAUAGGGAUGAAGAUAUCAAGGAUGACGCAGAGAGCAGCCAUGGCAGCUUAUGUGGUUUCAAGCCUAAUAUCGAGGAUCUGGAGAUGCUCUUAGAAGCUUACUUUGUUCAGAUAGAUGGAACCUUAAAUAAGCUAUCAACUCUGCGAGAGUACGUUGAUGACACUGAGGAUUACAUCAACAUCAUGCUUGAUGAGAAACAGAACCAGCUUCUUCAGAUGGGAGUCAUGCUCAGCACAGCAACUCUUGUGAUCACAGCAGGGGUCGUGGUCGUAGGGGUGUUCGGAAUGAACAUAACCAUUGACCUCUACAGCGCACCUUACGCCAAGUUCUGGGAGACGACAUUAGGUACCAUCGGAAGCUGCAUCAUUGUUUAUAUUUUGGCCAUUGGAUGGGGCAAGAAGAGUGGUUUACUGCAGUGAUUAUUCACAGCUUCCACAAAUAAUCAUUGCCUACACUCCCAUGUAUUGACAUAAAUGCACCUGCAUUUUAAUUUGCACAUGGUGUUUCUUCGAAGGUUCGGCGAAAUUCACCAGUGUAAGCAAAAGAAUUAACAAGUUGGUCAGUUCUUAGUCUGAUCUACCCUCUGAAACUUGGAGUUAUUUGACUUAAAUACCAGCUUUCACUUUAUGAUGUAUACGGUUACCUGUGUCAGAAUAAUUUAUAAAAUGCUUAUGUUAUCAGGCA
Dioscorea cayenensis subsp. rotundata (Guinea yam) is the source of this 1697-nucleotide messenger RNA. Its product is annotated as magnesium transporter MRS2-F-like. Bases 77 to 1432 code for a protein of 451 amino acids. The record is from RefSeq and is a predicted model, not a curated record. Gene Ontology annotation, biological process: magnesium ion transport; transmembrane transport. NCBI's taxonomy places the organism in Eukaryota, Viridiplantae, Streptophyta, Magnoliopsida, Dioscoreales, Dioscoreaceae. Gene Ontology annotation, molecular function: magnesium ion transmembrane transporter activity. Gene Ontology annotation, cellular component: membrane. The transcript has 6 exons.